AUGGCUUGGCUCACUGUAUUGAUUGGAAUUUUAAUUUGCAUAAGAUCGCCUCAUCCACAAAACACUGGUAAGGAGGAUGAUUUAACUACCCAACGUGGUCGUAUUCGUCCACAUUAUGACAUACCCUAUGUGUUUGAAGAUAGGGAUGUACUACAUCAGUCUGUUGGUAAACGGGUAACUGUUCAAGUCGACUACAUUCAACCGAAGACAUCUAAUACUGUUGAUGAGCACGUGGGUGCCACUGUGCGAGCUGAUGAUGUCAACCAUGCAUUUGCCUUAGUUUCAAGGGGUCUGGCCUCCGUAAUUCGUUAUCGAAACACCAAUGAUUCUCGUCCUGUAUUUUAUAGUUAA
Molecule: messenger RNA, 351 nt
Organism: Schistosoma turkestanicum
Lineage: Eukaryota; Metazoa; Platyhelminthes; Trematoda; Strigeidida; Schistosomatidae
Source: the annotation of a GenBank genome assembly